CAACCUCUAACAAAACAAAACAAAAAAAUACUGCCACCUUUUGAUUCCGUACACAGCUCCUGUGAUGCGCGUGUCCUUCUUCGCUGAGCGGUGCUGCUGCUCUUCCAUCAUCUUCACGCCAAACGCGCAGCUCAGUGACAGGCUGCGCGUCAUGUGACUGCGCCUCACUGUGUCCAACAGAGACAAACGGUGAACGCGAGAGCACGAGCCAGAAACAGCCAGAGGGGAAACAAGAGAGAAGACACGUUUAAUUCCACCACUAUGGCCCUGCGGGACGAACUUCUGAAGUCCAUAUGGCACGCGUUUACAGCGCUGGAUGUGGACAAGAGCGGGAAAGUCUCCAAAUCACAGCUCAAGGUGCUGUCCCACAACUUGUGCACAGUGAUGAAGAUCCCACAUGACCCUGUGGCGCUGGAGGAGCACUUCAAAGAUGACGACGAGGGUCCCGUCUCCAACCAGGGAUACAUGCCAUACCUGAACAAGUUCAUCCUGGAUAAGGUGACGGACAACUUCGACCUUCAGGACUUCAAUAAAAUGUGCUGGACUUUGUGCUUCAAAAAAAACUUGGGGCAGAAUCACCUGUUCAUCUCCAACGACGACGCCUUCAAGGUCUGGUGCAUCUUCAACUUCCUGUCUGAGGACAGAUACCCGCUGGUUAUCGUCACUGAGGAGAUUGAGUACUUCCUGCGUAAACUGACGGAGGCGAUGGGGGGCAGCUGGGUGGAGGAGCGUUUUGAGGACUACAAGCUGCAGCUGAAUGCCAGGCAGCAGUCUCUGAGCGCGUGGGAGCUCAUCAGUCUGGUGGGGUCGGGUCACUUCACUAAGGGCAUGGAACGCCAGACGCUCUCCAUGGGCAUCAAUGAGGUUUAUCAGGAGCUCAUCCUGGACGUGCUCAAACAGGGCUACAUGAUGAAGAAAGGUCACAGGAGGAAGAACUGGACAGAGCGCUGGUUCAUGCUGAAGCUACAGUCCAUCUCCUAUUACGUCGGCGAGGACCUGGCCGAAAAGAAAGGAGACAUCCUGCUGGACGGAAACUGCACGGUGGAGUCUUUACAAGAUAAGGAGGGAAAGAAGUGUCUUUUCCUCAUGAAGUCGUCACACAAAAGCUUUGAAAUCAGCGCGUCAGACAAGAAGAAGAAGCAGGAGUGGAUCCAAGCCAUCCAGACCUGUGUGAGUCUGCUGCGUCAGGGCCGGCCAGCGCCGCACCGUGAGUCUCGGCAGAAGCGACGGGAGCUGCGACUGAAGCAGCAGGCUGAACAAGAGGAGCUGGAGCUGAGGAUGAGGGAGCUGCAGAUAGCCAACGAGGCCAAACAGCUGGAGCUGGAGAACAUGAGGAAGGCUCUGGAUGAGGCGGCAGCUAACGCAGCAGAAGAAGAACAAAGGCGUCUUCAAACCCAUACUGAACUCCAGGACCGCUACAGGAUGGACCUGGAGAGAGAGAAAAUGGUACGGCAGCAGAUGGAGCAGCAGGUGGCCCAGAAGUCCACUGAGCUGGAGCAGUACCUGCAGCGGGUCCGUGAACUAGAGGACAUGUACAGUCAGCUGGAGGAUGCUCUGGAGGACGAGAGGCACGCCAGACAGGACGAGGAGGCCGUCCGAAGGUUGCAGGCACGAUUACUGGAGGAGGAGGCUGCAAAGAGGGCAGAGCUGGAGCAGACCCACCUGCGGCAGCAGCGGGCAAUCUCAGAGACAGAGGCUGAGAAACAGGAGCUGGAGAAGGAACGUCUGGCUAAAGAGAGUGCCUUGCAGGCUGCAAUGGCACAGCUGGAACAACUGGAGCAAGAGAGGCUUGGAGCCCUGGAGCAGUACCAGACAGUGAUGAAGAAGCUGGAAGACGCAACAAACAACACAAAGACCUGGAAGCACAAGGUGGCUGAACAUGAGGGACUGUUACGGCUCAUUCAGCCAGGUGCCAAGGGGCAGCAGCUGAUCACCAACUGGGGCAUAGCAGCGUUUUCUGAAGCAGAGCUCAGCCUAAGGGAGAAGGAAUGGCAGAAGAUGAAGAACCAGGCGACUCAGGCUCAGUAGAGCCACUAAGCCCGAGCGCAUCGCAGCUGAACCAUCGCCACCGGUCGACUGGCAGGAGAAUUCAACUGAGGUCUCAAGUCGAGAGACGGAGCUACAUCUUAACUUUUUAAGCUGUAAAGAAACAUGAGAGAAGUGAAACUAAUAUCAUAAACACAGUUAAUGCAGUGCUACUUGGACAGCUUACGUUCAGAAGAGUUAAGUAUAUAACUUGUGUAUAAUGUGUGUACAGCCAUGCUGAAAACCGAUCAUGGGAACAGUCCUCUUUUUUUAAGGACUAAAAAAUCCUGAGAAAAGUGCUUACUCUUCUUACAAUGAGCGAUUAGAAAAAAAUGCUAAUGUAUAGAGUGACUGAUGCUAGUGGAACAGAGGCUAACCAGAUGUGAUGACACGACUUCAGCUCUCUAUAUUAACACUUUUAAGAACCACCACCAAUGCAUUAUAUUAGUCAUUAGAGGGCCAUGGCUCAAAACUGUGCGAGCUGAGCUAAUGACACACCAGUGUACAAGAAUGCAUUCAACAGCUGAAUGAAUUUUAAAAGAAGUCAACAUAUUUCAGAUCAUCUGGGCCUCGGUAGGCCUGCAGCCUGUUAGGUACUGAGGCUACCAGGCUUUUGUACAUGAGAUGUUAGUACUUCACAGGCAGUAUUAACAGCCCACAGCUGACCAUGGUUAAAAUCUUACCAAGCUAACAACAUAACUUACCAAUAUCAAAUGUGAUGAUCCUUAAAGUGAAACAGUAUGUCCACCACUACCUUUCAUCAUUUUCUGUCUUUCUAUUGAAUGCACUACUGUCGACCACAGUCUGACAUGUCCUACACAAAUUGCUUGCAUCUGUUUUGAGGUUCAGACUUCAGAGCUGCUGAACUGCAUCCAUCCCGAUGCAAGGUCCUUGAUAAAGCAUAAGCUACUGAAAGUGCUACAACUGGUUCCUGUGACUACUUUCCUUACUCAAUGGGACCAUUUUACAUGAAAGAAGGGAUUUUUGUAAAUAUAUUAACAAUGGCUUUCUGGUUAACAAUUAGUUUUCCUUACUAGACCUAGCUGAAGGCAGCAUUGAAAGAAAAAUUAGCCAAGUGAAUCCUCUCCCAUUUGUCUGCUUAUGUGCCAGAAAUAGGGCUCCAGGCAUGAACGCUAACUGUAGAACAUUUGCACUGCUGUUGCACUAACCAUCAGUGCCUUUGAAUCUGCCAUUAGUGAACAUUGUGAUUUCUAUUUUGUUUAUAUAUGUGUGUGUGUGUAAAAAGUUGAAGACAACUAUAUAAUAAA
Molecule: messenger RNA, 3293 nt
Organism: Monopterus albus (swamp eel)
Lineage: Eukaryota; Metazoa; Chordata; Actinopteri; Synbranchiformes; Synbranchidae
Gene: swap70b
Product: switching B cell complex subunit SWAP70b
Exons: 13
Coding region: 262-2028 (588 amino acids)
Cellular component (GO): cytoplasm; nucleus
Molecular function (GO): calcium ion binding
Source: RefSeq, a predicted model, not a curated record